CAAAAAUUAAACCAACCAUUUCCCUUCACAUAUCACACAGACCAACAUAUCCAAAACCCCAUUUUUCCUUAGCUCACAUCACAUUUGUACACACACCACAGCCAUCACAAAGUGGGAGCUUACUAGAGACUAGUAAUGGCCUCAACUGCAUGCUUUUUGCACCACCAUGCACUCACUACUUCCACUGCCGCUAGGUCUUCCUCGUCCCAGCGCCAAGUGGUGAGCAUCAAGCCUAACCAGGUUGUGAUCUGCAGGGCUCAGAAGCAGUCUGUCCAGGAGGAAGACGGCGGCGCUAUCUCUCGCCGUUUGGCUCUUACCCUCCUCAUUGGUGGCGCUGCCCUUAGCACCAAGGUUGCACCUGCUGAUGCUGCCUACGGUGAAUCUGCCAAUAUUUUCGGAAAGCCGAAGACGUCAACAGAUUUCUUGCCAUAUGCUGGAGAAGGGUUCAAGGUGUCUAUCCCUGCAAAGUGGAACCCCAGCAAAGAGGUGGAGUUCCCUGGUCAAGUUCUGAGAUACGAGGACAACUUCGAUGUUACCAGCAACUUGACUGUCACAAUUAACCCAACUGACAAGAAGUCCAUCACCGACUUUGGUAGCCCUGAACAAUUCCUCACCCAGGUGGACUAUUUGCUAGGCAAACAAGCCUACUUCGGAAAGACUGAUUCUGAGGGAGGUUUCGACUCGGGUGCUGUGGCCACAGCCAACAUAUUGGAAUCUUCAACCCAAACAAUUGAUGGCAAACCAUACUACUUCAUCUCUGUGUUAACAAGGACAGCUGAUGGAGAUGAAGGUGGUAAGCACCAACUGAUCACUGCCACCGUGAAGGACGGCAAGCUUUACAUCUGCAAGGCCCAAGCUGGAGACAAGAGGUGGUUCAAGGGAGCAAAGAAGUUCGUCGAGAACAGUGUAACCUCUUUCAGUGUUGCCUAAAUAAGAAUCUAAAGAGGGUUUGUAUAUGUAAAUCACCUUGUUUAAGACUGAUGAAGAUUUGUGUCGAGCUCUCUAGUCUUUUUCUUUUUACUUUUUUCUCCCAAAUGUUUCAGAGUUGGUUAUGAUUGAGGGAAAUGGUUGGAGUAGCCUUCAGCAAAUUGAAAACAUUUUAUGGUAUAAAGAACCCUUUUGAAAUGAGUUUUU
Messenger RNA from Fragaria vesca subsp. vesca, 1134 nucleotides. RefSeq names its product oxygen-evolving enhancer protein 2, chloroplastic-like. The transcript has 4 exons. Gene Ontology annotation, biological process: photosynthesis. The coding region runs from base 136 to 930 and encodes 264 amino acids. Gene Ontology annotation, cellular component: extrinsic component of membrane; photosystem II; photosystem II oxygen evolving complex. The record is from RefSeq and is a predicted model, not a curated record. Lineage: Eukaryota; Viridiplantae; Streptophyta; Magnoliopsida; Rosales; Rosaceae. Gene Ontology annotation, molecular function: calcium ion binding.